GCACUCCCAAGGACUCCUCCCUUGGAGAAAGGUCGUGAGGGAGGAGGAGCCGGGAGCAAGCGUUAACCCGGAAGGAGUGAUUCAGGAAAUGCUGAGAUGAAUCGUCACCUGUGCAUUUGGCUUUUUAGACAUCCAUCUCUUAAUGGUUACCUCCAGUGUCACAUCAAUCUCCAUUCUCAUCAAUUUAGACAAAUACAUCUUGAUGCCAGGCUGUGGGAUUUUAGGCAAAAUAGGAAUCACAUUGUCCAUCGUCUUUUAAAUAAGAAUUGGUCCAGGAGAUAUUGUCAUCAAGACACCAGAAUGCUCUGGCAGCAUAAAGCACUACAGAAAUAUAUGGAGAACUUGAAUAAGGAGUACCAAACACUUGAGCAGUGCUUACAGCAUAUCUCUGUGAAUGAAGGGGACCGAAGGUCCUUGAACCAAAGGCAUGCUGAGUUGGCACCCCUUGCAGCCAUUUACCAAGAAAUUCAGGAGGCUGAACAAGCAAUUGAAGAAUUGGAAUCAAUGUGUAAAAGCCUAAAUAAACAAGACGAAAAGCAGUUACAGGAACUUGCAUUAGAAGAAAGGCAAACCAUUGAUCAAAAAAUCAACAUGUUGUAUAGUGAGCUUUUCCAGAGUCUAGUGCCAAAGGAGAAAUACGACAAAAAUGAUGUUAUUUUAGAGGUGACAUCUGGAAGAACUACUGGAGGUGAUAUCUGCCAACAAUUUACCCAGGAAAUUUUUGACAUGUACCAGAAUUAUUCACACUAUAAACGCUGGAAAUUUGAACUUCUAAAUUAUACACCAGCUGAUUAUGGUGGACUACAUCAUGCAGCCGCCCGAAUUUCUGGUGACAAUGUCUAUAAGCAUUUGAAGUAUGAAGGUGGGAUUCACCGAGUUCAGCGAAUCCCUGAGGUGGGCCUGUCAUCAAGGAUGCAGCGUAUUCACACAGGAACAAUGUCAGUUAUUGUCCUUCCUCAACCAGAUGAGGUAGAUGUGAAAGUGGACCCCAAGGAUUUGCGAAUAGAUACAUUUCGAGCCAAAGGAGCAGGCGGGCAGCAUGUUAAUACAACGGAUAGUGCUGUCAGACUUGUCCAUAUCCCCACAGGGCUUGUAGUAGAAUGCCAACAAGAACGAUCACAGAUAAAAAAUAAAGAAAUAGCACUGCGUGUGUUGAGAGCCAGACUCUACCAGCAGAUCAUUGAGAAAGACAAGUGUCAACAACAGAGCACUAGAAAACUGCAGGUGGGAACAAGAGCCCAGUCAGAAAGAAUUCGGACGUAUAAUUUCAACCAGGAUAGAGUCACUGACCACAGGAUAGCAUAUGAAGUUCGUGAUAUUAAGGAAUUUUUAUGUGGCAAGAAGUGCCUGGAUCAACUAAUUCAGAGACUGCUUCAAUCAGCAGACGAAGAAGCCAUUGUUGAACUUUUGGAUGAAAACUUUAAAUCAGCAAAAUAAAUGCUUAUUUAUUAUUUAUUAUUAUAUAAAUGAAAUGGACCUAUAUCGAGAAGCAGACUGAGGCAUGGAAAUCUUUAUGAACAUUCAUAAAGUAUAGCUAUAAGUACACAGUACUUACAUAUAUAUGCGUAUAUUUGGCACCUGGCCAGUAAUACUUGACCUUGGUGGUACCACACCACGCUCUAACAAGUGAGCUAAUCAGCCAGCCCUUACCAAUAUUUUUUUUAAUGAAGCAACAUCACAUUUCUUGACCUAAGGGUUUAUUUUAGGUUUCCUGUAAAGUACAAUCCAGUUCUACAAAUAGAAAACAAUCAUGCAUCAUUGAAAAGAAAUAGAGUAUUGAGAACUGAUUGUGUGAUUUAGGACAAGUCACUUGUUCUCUUUAUACUCCUUUUUUAACAACCAUUUAUGAAAUAAUUUAAACAUUUUUCAUCUAUUUCAGGAAAAUGUAAUAAAUUUAGUGAUAUUUGAUUUAUAUACUUAUUUGUAAACCCCUUAUUUAAAGACAAAGUACUGUUAAUCAUGUCAAAGUUAGGACUUUGACUGCAACUUUUAAAUAAAAAAUAAAAAUUAAGAAUAUGGGUUACUCAGUGACAGCAUCUCCAGGAUACAGAUUGUAAAGCUCUUUACUGAAUAAAUUCUGUACUGUAUGAACGACAAGCCAAUAUUUAAAGUAGAUUCUCUGUUUGACUUCUAUUUCUUAUUGUUCUUUGGCUUAACUUAAUGUGAAUCAACACAUGUGGUAUAAUAUGAGUAAUUCACUGCGAUCAGUUUUGUGCAGUGAUACAUAAAACCCAGUCAUUACUUUAAAGAUCUUCCAGUUGAGAGAAGGAGCUAAACAUGCAAAUCACCAACUAAUACAAAGUGGUAUGGUAUAUUUAGUAAUUGUUCUGAAGAAGUUUCUUGACUAAAAAAGAGAGGGAUUAUUAUUUUAGACAUUCUCAGAAUGGAAUUUAUGUGCAAGGAAGCCUAUCCUAGAGUUUUAAGACCAGUGGAAUUAUUUGAAGGUAAAGAUGAGAGAGAAAUGUUUUCCCAAAUAUUUAUUUUGAAAAUAUUCAAGCAUACAGAAAAGUUUUAAAGAUAGUUUUUAAGAAAUAGUUCAAUAAACACUGUAUACUCUAGAUUAAACUACUGUUAACAUUUUGCCACAUUUGGUUUGGGGUAUUUUUCUCUCUGUAAACACAUACGCGCGCGUGGUGGUUGUUCGACCAUUUAAUAGUUGCAGACCUCAUGACACUACUCCAAAAUAUUUCUACAUGCAUCUCCUAAGAACAAGGACACUCUCCUACAAAAUCAGAACUCCAUUACCACACCUAAUAAAAUUAACAAUUAUAUAAUAUGAUGAAAUAGCUAUUACAGAUUAAAAUUUCUUUAGUUAUCCCCAAUGUCUUUUUUAGCAGUUUUUCUUUGUUGCUUUUGUCCAAUCCAGAUCCAACCAAGAUUCAUAUAUUGCAUUUGGAUGUAUUUCUUUAGUUUCUAGAUUAAUCCCUCUUCCUUUUUUCCCACAUGACAUUGACUUUUUGAAGAGUCCAGCCAAAUUGUUUCACAGAAUUGGCCUAUAUUCUGGAUUUGUCUGGCUGUUUCCUCAUGCUGUUGGUAACUUUCAUCCAUCCAUACAUCCAGUUAACUCGAUGUACUAUGAAAUAAAAAGUACAAAGAUUUAUUAAAUUCAGGUUAAACACAUUUGGCAAUGAUGUUGUGAAAUUCAUAUUGUAUCAUAUCAGGAAGUUCCACUAUUAGUGAUGCUAAGUUUUGUUUGUGGCUGGCUGGUAAGGAGAUCUGAACUCUUGACCAGGAUGCUAAGUUUUGAGAACUGCAGAACUCUUGGCACAUGAUAACUCAGUCCAAACCCCUGAGCUAAGGGACAACCAAACUCUAGCAUUGACUUUUAACAGUAUAAGACUGUAUCCCUAAAAUAACCCUAUCCUCCCUUAAAAUGCCUGCCUAAAAAAGCUCAAAGUUGGGCCGGCCCGUGGCUCACUCGGUAGAGUGCGGUGCUGAUAACACCAAGGCCCCGGGUUCGGAUCCCAUGUACGGAUGGCCGGUUCGCUCACUGGCUGAGUGUGGUGCUGACAACACCAAGUCAAGGGUUAAGAUCCCCUUACCGGUCAUCUUUUAAAAAAAAAAAAAAAAAAAAGCUCAAAGUUACCAGGAAAAUUUACUAUUUGUUCCAAGGAUUUACUAAAAGGGGCUUACAAUUGUUAAUAUGUAUCUCUUGCAACUCAGAAGCAUCUCUCUCAAGGAUCUGAGAGUCAUUCCUUUGAAAUGUAAUCAUCAGGAAGGACAGAGCCUCUACCUCCCAGUUUCUGUGGGAGGAUAGAGUCCUGUCCUAGAUAAGCUGGCCUAAGCACAUUUGCACAGACCAAUCCUUUGUGCUAUUUAACCUCUGACUCUACUGAGCCCCCAUGCCCCCCUUUCCCUUAUUCUGCCUUGAAAACACUCAAAGCACCUCUGUACAAAUCAGAAUGGAGCUCAGCUCUUUCCCCUACUGUCAAUAGUUACUGAAUAAAAUCUGUUUUCAUUGCUUUGAUGUCCAGCUGUGUUUAUCUUAACAGUUUAGUCACUAACAUAAUGGUAAUGGUACAUAUUCUCCUUAAUAAUCAGUAUGUAAUCUGUGGGCUAAUACUUCGGCAUGUAUAACAUUGUUCCUCAUUGUGCUAGGCAGCUUCUGAGAUGACCCCAGUAGUCCCCACUGCUGGCAUUCAUGAGCUUGUGUAAUCUACACACCUUGAAUGUGGACUGGACCUAUUGACUGUUUUCUAACAGGUAGAAUAUGGCAGAAGUGGUGGGAUUGUCACUUCCAAUAUUAGGCUAUAAAAAGACAUGCUUCUGGUUCGGUCUCUCUGUUUCUGUCUCUAUCUCUCACCACUUGUGGUGGUAGAAACACGAAGGAUGUUGUGAGCAACCCUGUGGAGUGGCCCACAUAGUGUGGCAAAUCUGAAGUCCUGAGUCCAACAGCCCAAGUGAACUUGGAAGCAGAUCAUUCAGCCCUAGUCAUGUUUUGCAAUGACUGCGGCCCUGACUGGUAGUUUAUAAUUUUCUUAAGCCAGAUGCACCCCACUGACCUGCAGCAGGGUACCUUGACCCUCAGAAACUGGCAGUUAAUUAAUGUUUGUUGUUUUCAGCUGCUAAAUGUUGGAAUAAUUUGUUACACCACAAUAUGUAACUAAUACACCCAAUGACCUUUUAUCUCGUGGAUUUAAGAUCAGAUUAAUGAUCCUUGCUUUGCCUAAUUCAGCUGUUACGCUGAGAAUUACAAAGUACUUUCAUUUGUUCAUUCUUUCUAUAUUUAUUAGCUGACAUUCUUUUUUAAAAAAAGCUUUCCUUUGUUUUUCCUCUCACUUUCUCUGAGUUGAGAGAUAAUUUAGUCCUAUUUGAGUCAAUAUAUCAUGUCCUGAAGGGUAGGCAUUAUCCCCCAAAAUAAUUGAUUUUCUCUGUAUAAUCUCAUUUAGUUUGAAUGUUGAAUAGGGACAUAGUGUAAAAGUUAAAAACAAACGUUUCGUUUUCAGGCAUUUUACAUAACAGAAAUAUUUACCCAAGGAAAUAUAAAUAUUAAACUGUGUGAAACUGGGCAAAAUGAAGACAGCCUAAUUUGCUAUACUGUCAAACAUAAGACUAUGUGUCAUCUUUCAAAAUUCUUUUUUUCUUCAGAAAAAACAAAACAAAACAAAAAAACACUAAAUAUAUAAACCCCAAACAGGAUUUCUGCAAAAAGAAAAAAAAAGAGAGAAAAAAAAAAUGUAAAAGGGAAGGCAGGAGAAAGGGGUAUUGACUUGUUAACAUUUAUUCACUUGAUCAGUUUAAUAUUCCAUGCCAAGGAAUGGAAGGGUCUGUAGUGGGUUAGAAAUCUUGAUUGUCCUUUGAUCUUAGAAUAGGAUUUUUAGGUAAUCCAUGUAUGGAGCUAACAGGCUCUUGAGUAGGGGACAACAGUUCACAGAAAAGUUUGGCAAAAGCCAUGUAAUCAAUUCUAAUCACUGUUUAGGGAUGGGAUUGUACACUUUGACUAUUUUAAGUUGCUGGUUUGAUUCUGGCUUGAAGGACUAUUGACUAUUUAACCUACUGAUGGUUCUUAAGGUAUGUUAAGGAAACUGCUGGAAUACUGUUUAAAUAUGCUAAGGAAAUCGCUGUAGGGAAGUAGGUGGAAAAGAAAAUGUUUACUAGGGGCAAGCUGUUUGUUGGUGGAUCGACUUAGCUUUUUACAAAUUGCAUUCUGGAAUGUCACAUUGUUAAUUUACUGCUGUUCCUGGUUUUAUACUGUUUGCUUUUAUGUCCUUCUUUGAUGAUUGAAUCAACUGAUUUUUCUUGUGAAACUUCCUUAUCCUGUCAAUAAAAAUGGUGGAUUUUGAAUCAUGGCUGCUCCCCUGAUGGACGGCCGC
This is a messenger RNA of Cynocephalus volans (Philippine flying lemur), 5813 nucleotides long. RefSeq names its product mitochondrial translation release factor 1 (gene MTRF1). The record is from RefSeq and is a predicted model, not a curated record. Gene Ontology annotation, biological process: translational termination. The transcript has 10 exons. Gene Ontology annotation, molecular function: translation release factor activity. Bases 97 to 1437 code for a protein of 446 amino acids. Lineage: Eukaryota; Metazoa; Chordata; Mammalia; Dermoptera; Cynocephalidae.